GGUGACGUCACCAGUCAGUCAGAGUUGGAUCUCGUGCGCUGAAGAGCUGUUGUUAAAUCUGCUGUGAAGCGCGAGGCAUGUGUGUGUGAUGAAGGGCAGCUGCGCGCGGGCUCCAGGUGUGUGUGUGUGUGUGGAGUGAGUCUCUCUCUCUGUGCAUUCAGACGCGCGUCACGUGCGGCGGAGCUCCGUCUGGCGCGGCGCGGGGGAGCGGCGCUCGCUCGCGGGAUGGACGCGUCGGCGCGGCGCUAAGCGGCUCCGGGAUGCGGCGGUGUGCGACUCUACUGAUGAUCGCGCUGACGGCGGGCAUGAGUGCAGCGCUGCAGAUCCAGUGCUAUCAGUGUGAAGACGUUCAUCAGGACGACUGCUCCUCGCCAGAGUUCAUCGUCAACUGCACCGUCAACGUGCAGGACAUGUGUCAGAAGGAAGUGCUGGUCAUGGAGGACGGGAUUCAUUACAGGAAGUCGUGUGCGUCGUCGGGGGCAUGUCUGAUCGCGUCGUCGGGCUAUCAGCAGUUCUGCACUGGAAAGCUAAACUCCGUCUGCAUCACCUGCUGCAACACGCCGCUCUGCAACGGCCCACGGCACAAGAGAAGAGCGGCAUCCCCUGCCUGCAGACCCUCCGUCAGCCGCUACGCCGGCCCGCUGCUUGGCCUCAUGCAGCUCUACCUCUGCUCGCACUGACGUGUGUGUGUGUGUGUGUGUGUGUGAGAGAGAGAGAGACUCACGACGGAGCGCAGCGUCAGAGAGCGUCUGCUGGCAGGAGCAGCUCUCACACACUACAGCGUCUGUCUGUGUGCUUCCCUUCAUUCUCAUAUUAAUUAACCUGUGGGCAGGGCUUCCGCAUUUAAUCCCACCAAUCACAGCACACAUGCAGAGAUACACACUUACACUUCACUGACAGCAGGACAAUCCUCUUCGUCAAACAUCGUCAUCACUAGACAUUACUCAGCUAACUAUCAUUUAUAUCAUUAGUUCUUAAGUACAUGGUAAAUGAUACAUCGAAUGCUAUAGUAUUGUAAUAGAAUCACAUAUCGAUUGUGUUUUUCAUUACAUAUAGCCAGAGAUGGGCACAAAUACAUCAAAAUGUAUUUAAAAUAAAAAUACUAAAUAUUGUGUGGAAAAAUGUAUUUAAAUACAAAUACAGUAUUUUGAAAAUACACAAAAUACAUGUGAAAUUGGCCGUCCAGUGAAGUAACGCUAUUAAGGCCUGUUUACACCAAGAAUAAUAAUUAAGAUAUCUAUAUUAGUGUAUUGUAAGCAUACAAUGCAGUUGUGUCAUCUGUCACUAAAAGCAGAAAUGAUUCCGAUUGGCUGUCAAUGUUUUUAUCAUUCAUCAUGUUUUGUGCUGUUAUGGUUAUAGUUGUGGAUCUGCUAUUCACUUAGAUUUAGGAUGUACUCACACUAGAUCUGAUCCGUGCUUGAGCACAUCAGCAGUCUAAUGAUAGGCAAAAAGUAUUUGAUGUAUUUUGAAAAUACAAAACUACUAAGAUUAAAUGUAUUUAAAUACAAAAUAGAAAAUAGUAUUUUGUAUUUCAAAUACGUAUUUUAAAUGCAUGUAUUUGAAAUCCUGCCCAUCCCUGCAUAUAGCCAUGUAUAGGCAUGAACCAUUAAAACCGUGUUACUCAACAUUUUCAACCAAGGACAAUAGAUGCAGUUCACCAAACACACACUUGCAUUUAGGGGCAUGUUGUCACACUAUAUGGGGUAAAUUGUCACAGUGAGGACAAACUAUCCUGAAACAAAACAAAACCACCAAGCUCUUGUUUUGGCUAAUAGUAAUGUAUAAAUGAGGUCUGACGGACAGGUGAGGAGCUCCUGAUGGAAACACCUGACAGACUUCUGAGCACGUCUUGCUGUUCACACUUUCAGUAAACUCACUCCAAACAUUCAUCAGCACACUUCACACACAAACCAGUCCCGUCCUUCCUAUAAUCCACACGGCGCGUCCUCCCUCUCGGUUCCUCUGAUGAUCGUGUCUUCUGUCGUGUCGGUGUUCUCCAGCAUCUUCUGCUCUUCAGUGACUGUGAUGUAGAGAUCUGGGAAGGACACAACGCUCUCGUGUAGCUUCUGAAUACAAAGACCUUUGAUCUCCUAUAUUUGUAUGAAUGCAGAGGGUUUCUAAAGGUAAAUGUACGCAUAUACAUGAAGAACCAGUCAGUGCUUUUUGACACGUUUGAUCGAACAUAUAUUUAAUCAAAUGUGUUAAAUUACAUGUGUGUGAGGGAUAAUAUAGAGUCAUUGUCUCAAAAUAAUGGCUAUUCAAAUAAAUA
Molecule: messenger RNA, 2269 nt
Organism: Onychostoma macrolepis
Lineage: Eukaryota; Metazoa; Chordata; Actinopteri; Cypriniformes; Cyprinidae
Product: ly6/PLAUR domain-containing protein 1-like
Exons: 3
Coding region: 261-680 (139 amino acids)
Biological process (GO): acetylcholine receptor signaling pathway
Molecular function (GO): acetylcholine receptor inhibitor activity
Source: RefSeq, a predicted model, not a curated record